This is a messenger RNA of Coregonus sp. 'balchen', 16727 nucleotides long. Lineage: Eukaryota; Metazoa; Chordata; Actinopteri; Salmoniformes; Salmonidae. The record is from the annotation of a GenBank genome assembly.
GGUGGCUCGUGCUGGAAUUGCUUUCAUUGGUCGCGGGAGGGCGCUAACAAAGCUGUGUGAUAGCUUGAGAAAAGAAAAGGCCAAACGCUGGGGAAACAAUUCAAGUAGCCAUUCUCCAAAUACACCUAAACAUUAGUGAAUCAAAUGUCGAUAUUUUUAUCAAGUGAUGGCAGAAGAACAGUGUUCACAAAUCGAAGCUGGUGAGUGUUGUGUCUAGCUAUUUCUCUAUUAAAAUAUGAACGCAAACACAGUUUAGGGCUUGAGUCAGUUAGCCUAGCUAGCUAGUAGUUAGCUAGCUAGCUUAACAAGCUAUUGACUGGCUUAAUAAUGCGCCUCUCUAUUUUCAGAAUUGUAUUACCUCAUUGCCAGAUUUCUCCAGUCCGGACCGUGUAAAAAAUCGGCACAGGUAGGAAUGACAAGUUAUAUCGAUAACUUUAAUAGCUACAAUUGCUAUCUAGCUAUCUAAAUAUGUCUGAAUGUGUGCUAAAGACUAGCAACUCUCUCCAUAGAUCCUGGUUGAGGAACUGGAAGAGUAUGAGGUAAGCUGCGCCCGCUCUCGUCUAUAUUAGCUUGUUCUCACGUCUCGUUUCCGCGAUAUUGGGCGCUUUCUAUUUGUAUUGGUAUGGUGUACUUUGUUAUUGAUAGAGGCAUGAACAAUACGGCAAAUACAUUAUUGUAUUUAUUGAGUUUUGAUGCAUUUAUCUAACCGCAUGUCUUCCGUUUAGUUGAUCCCGAAACGAUGGAGUUGGGACGGCAAACAAUACAAACGAAACUUCCAAGACUGGGUUAGUUAUUAUAAUAAGUUCAUAACCGGCUAUCCAAUUCUGUAACUUUUGUUUUCGAGAAUACAUUUGUAUAUCAAUAUUUUGCCGGCUUUCAAAUGUUUUGGUUCAGUUGAUGGAUGAUGGUUUAAAAAUAACUAACUGUGCGUUUGAGUAAUAGCCGGCAUUUAAUUACUUAAAAUUAAUAUAUUUGGUCAGGAAUUAUAGCCGUGUUGUGUGUCUGCAAAGAGGAGGGGUAAACAGAAUGAGGCUAUACAAAGGCUUGGGAAACGUCAAUCUUCACAGACAGCCAAUGAAAUAGCAGUUAAGGCGUCCGCAUGCUUCCCAUCAGUUCGUGCAUAUAUUAUGACGUCGUUUUGGUAUCCGCAAGGGUUUUUUCGGUAGUUUGUACACAGUACAUAUUUUUUCUCGAGGCAAGCGGAAUGGUGCUUUCAGGACAACUGGGAAUUUGGAAAAACUAGGUAACAUCAUGACGUCAGUGAUCUUCAGGUCGGAAAGUCGGAACUCUAGAAAGAGGCCCUAUUUCCCGACUUGGAAUUCCGAUUUGGAUGACCGUUCAAAGCGAUUUUUCCCAGUUGGAGCUCGUUUUUUUCCGAUUACCCAGUUGUUUUGAAUGCUGCGUUCAGAACCUCCCCGUUUUUUUGAACGCAGCAGAAGUUCGGUCGCCGAAGUCUAGGACCCUUUGUCAGAGAUUGGUCAACAGUGGGGAUUAUUCAAUGAAGUGUGUGUCAUUGAGUGAGAACUCGUUUUCAUGCACGUUUUUAACUUGAGAAAUACUGCACCAAACAUCUUAGUUAGAUGUAAAAUUGCGCAACUAAGAUCUCUGCAAAAACGUAAAAAUUAAUGACAGAUUUCUUGAGUUAUUUUAGAUUAAUUAGGUCUAUAUAGUGGCUAAGGCGUCUCAUGAUACACAAACCGCACCAUUCCCGCUUUGUUGUAGUUUUUAAAUAUUUUAAGGGAGUAUGCGAGGCACCGACGUUCACUUAGCCUAGCCGAGUUCUGCUAGGUGAAAACCGACCCUAGAAUGCAGAGCCUUUACUAUUUGAGCCAGCUGGGAGAACGAAGGUGAUUCAGAUUGGCCUUGGCUGUCGAGAUGGCUAACUGCAGUGUGUGUGUACUACAUUAAAGAGAAUCCACCCCAAACCACUCAUUCCUAUGAUUAACAGUGUUAAAUAACAUUGUGGGGGGAAAAAAAUGUGAACAUGUUUAAUUUGGUCAUUAUAACAAGGUUGGUAGCAACAUUUGAAAAUCGUUGUGGAAAUCAGUUAAAAUCAAUUUGUCACAUGCUUAGUAAACAACAGGUGUAGACUAACUGCUUACUUAUGGGCCAUUCCCAACAAUUCAGAGAGAAAUAAUAACACAAGGAAUAAAUGCACUGUUUAACAGUGCGUGGCUUGUUAUAGAGGGCACAUUUAAUCUAAUCUAAGAACUACUGCAUUUUUUGUUUAAGUCUGAAUUGGAGUAGCAUUUGUGCUCACAAGCCACUUUCUCCCCUGCCCAGUGUCUGUUUUGGGGGGAGAACAUAAAAUCUAACUAAAGAUGCAUUUUGCCUUAUGUCCUCUAGGUUGUGAAUGUAAGGCAUUUCAAGUAUCAAAGUGUCUAGGAAUACGGUUACAUAUUCCCUAAUGAUGUUGCUUUGAUUACGUUUUACUACUGAUUCCUCUCACACAGUCUAUAUGAUGACUGUUUUCCCUGAUGUGUCCACAGGUGAUCUUGAACCAGCACAUCCCUGCAGACUACCUGCUGAGAGUAUGCCAGCAGAUAGGUCCUCUCAUAGACAAAGAGGCCCCACCUAGCGUCCCUGGGGUCCAGACCCUCCUGGGCUUGGGAAGGCAGUCUUUGCUUCGCACAGCUAAAAGUGAGCCCCCCCCCCCACCUCUGUUUACUGUUUCUUUCUCUAUUUCUUUCUCUUGCCAUCAAAGACCAAACUAACUAAUGUCAUAAUCACUACAUAGGUACUUGAUUACACAGAUACAGAAUACAUGUCCCAGACUCCUAGGUCAUACAGUCUGUAAUGCUUUAGAACCAUGUCUUCUCUUAGGUUGUAGCCACACAGAAUGGAGUGGAACUGCUGUUGCUGCGCUCCACCGGGGUCGCCCCCCAGAACCACCAGUCAGCUUUGGGAAGCCCCCCAGCAUCGGUAAGCUGUGCUGUUUAAAAAACAAACAUAUUCCUGAAACCUGUAAACGAUUGGUAACACUACAGAGCAAUACAUAUUUCAUAGUAAAUUCCUUUACCUCUGCCCAACUGACCUCUACUCUCUCGCUGUCUAGUGUCCAUCAUGGGUGCUCGCCAGGCUACUGGCACUGCCCGCUUCGGCCAUGCCCUGCCGUCCUACACCUACCAGCAUAUGAAGAUGCACAGGCGCAUCCUGGGCCACCUGUCCUCUGUGUACUGUGUGGCCUUCGACCGCAGUGGCAGACGGAUAUUUACGGUAAGAGUCUGACAAAAGAGGAGAGAAGAUAUACCAAAGACAGUUGUUGUCAGUUCCCUCUGAAGUGUCAGUCUCUAUACCGCCAGUGUCUAAUCAUGACCCCUCUCCUUCCAGGGUUCUGAUGACUGUCUGGUGAAGAUCUGGUCCACAGAUGACGGCCGGCUGCUGUCCACCUUGCGUGGCCACGCAGCCGAGAUCUCCGACAUGGCGGUAAACUACGAGAACACGCUCAUAGCCUCGGCCAGCUGUGACAAGGUCAUCAGAGUGUGGUGCCUGCGCACCUGCGCCCCCAUCACUGUGCUGCAGGGCCAUGCAGCCUCCAUCACCUCCAUACAGGUCAGAACAGCCCACAUAACUAAGUAAUAGGAACCUAGCUAGUUAUACCCUUCAUUAUUAAUUCAUUUACCUUCUGUGAUGUAAAAUAUCUUGCAUGAAACCUGUUGGUUUUUUUAGUGCAAUUUUGUGACCCUUUCGAUUUGAGAAAUAUCAGUGUGUUUGACACCCCCUGUCCUCCUCAGUUUUGUCCGGCGGUAAAAGGACCGAUGCGGUACCUGGCCUCCACUGGCGCAGACGGCAUGGUGUGUUUCUGGCAAUGGCACUCGCUCAGCAUGAAGUUCGUGUAAGUGUUGGACCACAAAGCAGAGUUUGUCUGAGGCAUCCAGGGAGGGAUGAGAAGGUGUUGGUGUCUUUAUUUUCAACAGAUCUGUUUUUUUGUGGUCUAGGUGACCCUAACCUGUGUUGUCUUCUGUUUCCUCCUCAGUGACCGGCCAGUCAAGUUCAUUGAGCGGUCAAGGCCUGGAGUCCAGAUCUCCACCUCCUCCUUCAGCUGUGGUAGGUGGCCCCUUAUAAACAACAUGCUUUACAUUACAUUCAUUCCUCUUCACAUUUUCACUGAAUUAUGGAGUUAUUUGCUCAAUUCAAAUGACUAUUUGAACAACGUGAUUGAAGGUAAAGUUUUCACAAAGCCACAGAACUACAUCUGUUUGUUAGUUUAAUGUACUUACCUGUUGCUCUGUCGCUCUUUGAUUUAGGUGGGAUGUUCCUGGCCACGGGCGGCACUGAUCAUGUGAUCAGGGUGUAUUACCUCGGCUCUGAAACACCCAUGAAGCUGUCUGAGUUGGAUGCUCACAUGGUAAGACACAGCAAAGAAGAACAGAUCAAGAGAGAAGAAGAGAGAGGAGACAGAAUAAUCAAUGGAACUAGAUCACAGCACUUGUACUGUUCAGUUUGUUUCUUACUACUCCUUUUAACUCUUACCUCUCUUCUUCCAGGACAAAGUUGUGGUAGUCCAGUUUUGUAACAACAAUAACAGGUUAGUGUGUACUCUUGUCUCUUUAAUUAGAUACAACUAUUUUGAUUUGUUGCUGUGUGGGCUCUAACUGCUGUGUCUGUCCCCAGCCUGAGGUUUGUGAGUGGCAGUCGGGACGGCACGGCCAGGAUAUGGCAUUACCAGCAGCAGGAGUGGAAGAGCAUUACUCUGGACAUAGCCACCAGACUGCCAGGGUAAGGCAAUACUGUCUAGAAUUGUCUGUGCAGAAGCAAAUGGGUGUAUGGGUUUAUGUUUGUCUCAUUAGUAAGUGUGCUUAACGUAUGACUGUGUCACAGGAGUGCUGUUGUGAAUGGCGAGGACAAGACCAAGCUGGUGCCGACGAUGGUGGCCUGGGACCGCGGUGACCGCACGGUCGUCACAGCGGUCUCUAACUACCUGCUGAAAGUGUGGAGCUCCACCACGGGCCAGCUACUACAUGUACUGUCUGUGAGUACAUGUCUGUCUCCUCCACAAACAGCUGGAGACCUCUGGCUCUGUAGAAAGGCAUAAAGCCGUCUGUGGAAUUGAAACAUUAGAUAUCUCUGUAGUGUGUCUGGUCUCUUCAGUGAGUGUGACCUGUUGGGACUGAAUGUGUUGUGUUCCUCCUCCAGGGUCAUGAUGAUGAGGUGUUUGUCCUGGAGGCCCACCCCUUUGACCACCGCAUCAUGCUCUCUGCUGGCCACGACGGCAACAUCUACAUGUGGGACCUAGCCAAUGGAGCCAAGAUCCGCAACUUCUUCAACAUGGUGAGAGACUGACGGCUGUUCCAGUUAGCAAAGGAUCUUCAUAUGUGUCCUACAUGGUGACUGUGUUUGUGGCAUACCAGUUUUUUUCACCCUGGCCGACAUUCACACAAGCCUUCCUCUGUCUCAGAUUGAGGGCCAAGGCCAUGGAGCGGCGUUUGACUGUAAGUUCUCAGCUGAUGGACAGCACUUUGCUUGCACUGACUCCCAUGGCCACCUGCUCAUCUUUGGCUUCGGCUGCAGCAGACCCUAUGAGAAGGUGAGUGUCUGGCCUUUACACAUGGCUCAUUUGGAUAAAGAUAUGUUAGUUCCAUGUUAUCUUAUUGCUUGUAAAGAGAAUAACAAAUCCCCUCUUUCCUCCAUUUCCCCCCUCCAGAUUCCUGACCAGAUGUUCUUCCACACUGACUUCCGGCCGCUGAUCCGGGACGCCAAUAACUUUGUCCUGGACGAGCAGACCCAGCAGGCGCCCCACCUCAUGCCCCCUCCCUUCCUGGUGGACGUGGAUGGCAACCCCCACCCCACACACUACCAGCGCCUGGUGCCCGGCAGGGAGAGCUGCAAGGAGGAGCAUCUGGUGCCCCAGCUGGGCUACAUGGCCAACGGUAAACCUCCUUACCAACGCUUUCAACAAUGUUUCUUUACCUGGCUCUGAAAUCAAAAUGUUGGGAAUUGUAACUUCUCUGUUGCUUAGGUGAUGGUGAGGUGGUGGAGCAGGUGAUUGGCCAGCAAACGGCAGAUGAGGGUCAGGGAGAAAGCCCAUUGGAUGUCCUGAUCAGACAGUUGCAAAACCAGCCAGAUGAGAGGCAGGACCAAGAGGGAGAGCCUGAAGGAGAGGGGGGUACGUUCCACAGUCUCAUAUAACCAUAUUUACAUACCAGGAUGACCCUCAUACAGUAUGUGCAUAUUGGAUUUCAGAUGUUGUAGUCAUGAAUGAAAUAUGUAUGUGUAACUCUGUUUUUCCUCAUUUGCAGCUGGUGAGGGAGCAGAGGAUGUGGGAUCGGCCCCUAACGUGGGCCUGAGGAGGAGUGGUCAGGUGGAGGGGGUGCGUCAGAUGCACCACAACGCCCCUCGCAGUCAGAUGGCCACGGAGAGGGACCUGCUGGCCUGGAGCAGGAGGGUUGUGGUCAACGAGGUCCAGCGAGGGGUCCUCAAGUGAGACUGACUGACUAACUGACCAGACAGAACCUACCUUAGAUGGCCUCGAACAUUAUGUUCUAACCAGUCCUGCCCAUCUUCUUAAUUUUGGGCCUUGGACCAUUUGUAAGAUUGGUGCCUAGGUAGAUAUCUCCCAGUGGCUGACUGAAGCUGUGUGUGUUUGUGUUGUGUAGGGUGAUGGAGGAGACCAGGCGGGCCAAAGGUGAGGUGGAGUGUUCCAUCUACAACACAGAGAGGAGGAGGAAACCUGUACAUAGUUCUCCUAAGGUGAUUCACUACACUACUGUCCCACAGCUCUCUUAUUUCUUUCAGGACAAAUGUGUCCCCCUUUGUUGAAUUCUACCAAUUGCUUUCUCUUCUAUCAACGACUUCUCCCCCCUCCCCCCUGUAGACUGAGCAGCAGGCUCCAUGCAAGCGCUCCCUGCGGCGGACCCAGAGGAAGAAGAAGCAGACCAGACCUCCACCAGCGUACCAGACCCGCUCAGCAGGAGAACGUCGCCCUGUGGACAGGGGGAGGAUCUCUGACAGCCAUAUGGACUCAGACAGCGAUGGAGAGGUGGGGGUGGUUGUAGUCUGUUCUUGAAGUAGCAGAGGACUCUGUGUUGUCAUGUCAGAGGAGGUCUAAUCAUGUUUCCGUGUGUUUACAGGCAGAGGAGCAGGCAGAAGCCAGCGAUGCUUCCUCUGAUGGGGAAGCACAGUGGCAGAAUGACAGCAGUUCCAGGUAAAUGUCUGCCAUCUCCUAAAAAGUCAGUAUACUGCAGGAACAUGGGUAUCCAUUCAUUACACUACCUUAUGUCUGUGAUUACAAAAUACACAUUUUGAUACCACUUUUCUCCCCCUCAGUGUCUCCUCCAGUGACUACUCUGAUUGGACAGCUGAUGCAGGGAUCAACCUCCAGCCCCCCAAGCGAACCAGCAGAAGGCAGGUCCGACCGCCCGGUGGCUCCAGCAGUUCAGAGGAGGCUGAGGGCCAAGGAGAGGAGGCCGGAAGGAAGCAGGCAGAGGAGAAGAAGAAGCCCAAGCAGACCAAACAGAAGGUGAGCUCACAGAACGUACAGUAGAGACAUGGGCAUUGGGCAGGGAAUGGCACAGCCAACUUGCUGCUUGGAAAUGGCAUAUUAUUAUUCACUUUGUCUAUUUUCUCAGUUACUGGCUAUACAGAGUGCAGUGCCUUUGACUUGUUUAUGUGCUGAGGUCUCGUGACUGAGGGCAAGUUCCCUUACUUAAGAGUGUGUGUGUGUGUGUGUGUUAUUUCAGACUGUUUAACCGCCUGUCUCUGUGCUCAGAAACCUAGCUCAUCUCUGUCUCUGGCUGGGUGUGAUGCGGAGGAAUGGCUUCCCCCCUCCUGGAUCAUGGAGACCAUCCCCCGCCGCUCUCCUUUUGUGCCACAGAUGGGUGACGAGGUAAGGAACCAUACUGCCUUAUGGGCCAUAGGAGGUCCAGCGAAUAUCUUCACAAUUUGACAUUUCGAGACCUUGGAACUAUAAGGUUCAAUCAGCAAAAAGAUGAUUCUGUGAUAAUUGGCUUAAAAGUUCCAAACCCUCAUUGCUUUGAAUGGUGUCAGCAAUUAUUUUCUUGUAUUCUUUUGAACUUAACAACAUGAAUUGAGGUAUUUAGAGUACUAUAUAGGUAGAGAACAUUGAACAGGACAAGGCUAUGUCAAUAACUGAAUUUUGACAAAAAUGCUGAUAGAACCUUAUAGUCCCAAGCUCUCGAGUUGAGCUAAAUCUGUACCUCAUUUAUUACAAUAGUGCAUGGUUUGCGUCAUAGUUAAUAGACAUGUGGCCUGUGUGAUGACCCUCCCCACCUGUUCCUCUUCAGCUGAUGUACUUCAGGCAGGGCCACCAGGCCUACGUCAGGGCUGUACACAGGGCCAAGGCCUACAGCAUCAAUCCUCAGAAACAGCCCUGGAACAAGCUCAACCUCAGGGUAAGACUAACUCUCAACACUUACUCACACUGCUUCCUUUGUCUACCACAUAUUUGUAUUUGAUGUAUUACAUAUCCUUUGUGAGGCCCCUCUCUCUUAUUUCAAUAUAUAUUAUAUAUAUAUAUAUAUAUAUAUAUAUAUAUAUAUAUAUAUAUAUAUAUAUAUAUAUAUAUAUAUAUAUAUUUUGUCUGUUUUCUCGUCAUUCAGGACCAGGAGUCUGUGAAGGUGGUUGGCAUUAAGUAUGAGGUGGGCCCUCCCACCCUCUGUUGCCUAAAACUGGCAUUCCUGCACCCCGUCUCAGGCAAAAUGACCAAUGAGUCAUUCUCCUUAAAGUGAGUCAUCCAUCUUAUUCUCUUGUUUGGAAAAGAAUAUGGUAAUAACCAGCAAUAAAUGGCAAUGAAUGACAUGUCCUUGCUCUCUCAGGUACCAUGACAUGCCGGAUGUCAUUGAUUUCCUGGUGCUCCAGCAGUUCUAUGACGAAGCUAAAGAGCACAACUGGCAGACUGGUUAGUGUUGCUUCACUCUAACAGGCUUAUGUACAUGGUGGUUAGAGGCUGGCAGAGGAUUGGUCCAGCUCCCUGGCCUACAUGUGUUUCUCCUCCUCUCUACUUUGUGCCAUAUAAGCAGUGUGGUGCGCUCUCCCACAUAUGUUUGUGUUCUGUGGGAUGUAGCUUUACAGUUCAUGCUCCCAUACAUCAGUGCUCUGUAAGUGUGAUUCACGGACCAGCUGUUGUCAUCUACUGAAACAAGCAUGUUUUAUCCCGGUUAGGUGUGCGCUUCCGGAGCAUCAUCGAUGACGCCUGGUGGUUUGGCUCGGUGGAGGACCAACAGCCACUCCAGCCAGAGUACCCAGACAGCCUGUUCCAGUGCUACGCUGUCAAGUGAGUCAAUGUGUACCCCGCACUCAAUAGGUUGGUUAAACACGUCUGAUACUGUAGACUUAAGCUUACAGUCUAGAGUGGUACAUCAGUGUGACCCUCAAUAGCUCAUACUGUAGCUGACACCCAAUAGGAAUGUAUAAAAUAUAAGUGUCUUAUGAUACUGAAUGCUGAGGUGUGAUUUCUCUUGACUAGGUGGGAUAAUAGUGAGAGGGAGAAGAUGAGCCCUUGGGACAUGGAGCCAAUUCCUGAUGAAGGUUAGUAUCACUGCUUCUAUCAGUGGCUCUUCACCCAUCUCAGGUCAUCUACUGGAAUAAUGCAGUUAGUUUUCAGUCCGAGUACACAUUGAAGUGUCUUCCUCGCUAGCACACUCAACAUAACACAUGCAGUCUCUGUAUUUUUAUUUUUUAUUUUAUUUAACCUUUAUUUAACCAGGUAAGCCAGUUACAACUGCGACCUGGCCAAGAUAAAGCAAAGCAGUGCGAUUAAAAACAACAACACCACAGAGUUACAUAUGGAAUAGACAAAAACAAAACGUACAGUCAAUAACACAAUAGAAAAUCUAUAUACAGUGUGUGCAAAUGUAGUAAGUUAUGGAGGAAAGGCAAUAAAUAGGCCAUAGUGCAAAAUAAUUACAAUUUAGUAUUAACACUGGAGUGAUAGAUGUGCAGAAGAUGAUGUGCAAAUAGAGAUACUGGGGUGCAAAUAAGCAAAAUAAAUAACAAUAUGGGGAUGAGGUAGUUGGGUGGGCUAAUUACAGAUGGGCUGUGUACAGGUGCAGUGAUCGGUAAGCUGCUCUGACAACUGAUGCUUAAAGUUAGUGAGGGAGAUAAGAGUCUCCAGCUUCAGAGAUUUUUGCAGUUCGUUCUAGUCAUUUGCAGCAGAGAACUGGAAGGAAUGGCGGCCAAAGGAGGUGUUGGCUUUGGGGAUGACCAGUGAGCUAUACCUGCUGGAACGCAUACUACGGGUGGGUGUUGUUGCUAUGGUGACCAAUGAGCUAAGAUAAGGCAGGGAUUUGCCUAGAAGUGAUUUAUAGAUGACCUGGAGCCAGUGGGUUUGGCGACGAAUAUGUAGUGAGGGCCAGCCAACGAGAGCGUACAGGUCACAAUGGUGGGUAGUAUAUGGGGCUUUGGUGACAAAACGGAUGGCACUGUGAUAGACUACAUCCAAUUUGCUGAGUAGAGUGUUGGAAGUUAUUUUGUAAAUGACAUCGCCGAAGUCAAGGAUCGGUAGGAUAGUCAGUUUUACGAGGGCAUGUUUAGCAGCAUGAGUGAAGGAGGCUUUGUUGCGAAAUAGGAAGCCGAUUCUAGAUUUAACUUUGGAUUGGGGAUGCUUAAUGUGAGUCUGGAAGGAGAGUUUACGGUCUAACCAGACACCUAGGUAUUAGUAGUUGUCCACAUAUUCUAAAUCAGACCCGCCAAGAGUAGUGAUUCUAGUCGGGCGGGCGGGUGCAAGCAGCGUUCGAUUGAAGAGCAUGCAUUUAGUUUUACUAGUGUUUAAGAGCAGUUGGAGGCCACGGAAGGAGUGUUGUAUGGCAUUGAAGCUCGUUUGGAGGUUUAUUAACACAGUGUCCAAUGAAGGGCCAGAUGUAUACAAAAUGGUUUAGUCUGCGUAGAGGUGGAUCUGAGAGUCACCAGCAGCAAGAGCGACGUCAUUGAUAUACACAGAGAAUAGAGUCGGCCCGAGAAUUGAACCCUGUGGCACCCCCAUAGAGACUGCCAGAGGUCCACACAACAGGCCCUCCGAUUUGACACAUUGAACUCUAUCUGAGAAGUAGUUGGUGAACCAGGCGAGGCAGUCAUUUGAGAAACCAAGGCUAUUUAGUCUGCCAAUAAGAAUGCGAUGAUUGACAGAGUCAAAAGCCUUGGCCAGGUCGAUGAAAACUGCUGCACAGUACUGUCUUUUAUCGAUCGCGGUUAUAAUAUCGUUUAGGACCUUGAGCGGGGCUGAGGUGCACCCAUGACCAGCUGGGAAACCAGAUUGCAUAGCGGAGAAGGUACGGUGGGAUUCGAAAUGGUCGGUGAUAUGUUUGUUAAGUAGGCUUUCAAAUACUUUCGAAAGGCAGGGCAGGAUGGAUAUAGGUCUGUAACAGUUUGGAUCUAGAGUGUCACCCCCUUUGAAGAGGGGGAUGACCGCGGCAGCUUUCCAAUCUCUGGGGAUCUCAGACGAUACGAAAGAGGUUGAACAGGCUAGUAGUAGGGGUUGCGGCUAAUUUUAGAAAGAAAGGGUCCAGAUUGUCUAGCCCAGCUGAUUUGUAGGGGUCCAGAUUUUGCAGCUCUUUCAGGACAUCAGCUAUCUGAAUUUGGGUGAAGGAGAAGCGGGGGGGGGCACGGGCAAGUUGCAGCGGAGGGUGCAGAGCUGGUAGCCGGGUUAGGGAUAGCCAGGUGGAAAGCAUGGCCAGCCGUAGCAAAAUGCUUAUUGAAAUUCUCGAUUAUCAUAGAUUUAUUGGUGGUGACAGUGUUUCCUAACCUUAGUGCAGUGGGUAGCUGGGAGGAGGUGCUCUUAUUCUCCAUGGACUUUACAGUGUCCCAAAACUUUUUGGAGUUAGUGCUACAGGAUGCAAAUUUCUGUUUGAAAAAGCUAGCCUUUGCUUUCCUAACUGAUUGUGUAUAUUGGUUCCUGACUUCCCUGAAAAGUUGCAUAUGGCUGGGGCUGUUCGAAGCUAAUGCAGUACGCCACAGGAUGUUUUUGUGCUGGUCAAGGGCAGUCAAGUCUGGGGUGAACCAGGGGCUAUAUCUGUUCUUAGUUCUGAAUUUUUUGAAUGGGGCAUGCUUAUUUAAGAUGGAGAGGAAAGCACUUUUGAAGAACAUCCAGGCAUCCUCUACUGACGGAAUGAGGUCAAUAUCCAUCCAGGAUACCCGGGCCAGGUCAAUUAGAAAGGCCUGCUCGCUGAAGUGUUUUAGGGAGCGUUUGACAGUGAUGAGGGGUGGUCGUUUGACCGCGGACCCAUUAUGGACGCAGGCAAUGAGGCAGUGAUCGCUGAGAUCCUGGUUGAAGACAGCGGAGGUGUAUUUAGAGGGUAUAUUAGUCAGGAUGAUAUCUAUGAGGGUGCCCAUGUUUACGGAUUUAGGGUUGUACCUGGUAGGUUCCUUGAUAAUUUGUGUGAGAUUGAGGGCAUCUAGUUUAGAUUGUAGGAUGGCCAGGGUGUUAAGCAUAUCCCAUCUAGAUCCGGUUAUUGAUAGUGAGACUGAGCAGCCAACCAAUGAGCUGAUGUUGUCUCUGACUGGCGUGUUGUGUUCCCUCCCAGCGGAGCUGCCAGAGGAGGUUGGUGACGGGGUGGCGGUGACAGAGGAGGAGGUGAAGGCUCGCCUCUACAGCCCCCAGGAGGGGGAGUGGGGGGCUCACACACGGGACGAGGACUGUCAGAGGGUCAUCUUUGGCAUCGACGAGCUGCUUACGCUGGGUAGGUCACUGCUACCACACAGGAAUAGUUUUCAUGCUAGGAAUUCUGCAUUAAAUAGAUUGUAACUGGAAGUGAAUUUGCAUAUGGAUUGGUAUUGACUGAUGAGUGUGAUGUGUUUUGUAUGUAGACCUGGCCAAGGCUUUUGCGUCACCUGUGGACCUGCGGGACUACCCCCUCUACUGCACUGUGGUGGCCUACCCCACUGACCUCAAUACCAUCCGCAGACGGCUGGAGAACCGCUUCUACAGGUCAGUACUGACCUCUUAGCCUGCACCCCACCACACUCACACUGUAGUCAUCCCUCAAACCAACUGUAAUUGUCGCUAAUAUUCCAUUAAUCCGCUCUGCCCCAUUGUACCUCUGUGUUGGGACUUUGGUAUGUGCCAGUUUGGGGAGGUCAGUGACUCUCACUCAGCUUAUCCCCUCCGGGUGUUCCUCUCUCCUAGGCGGAUCUCGGCUCUGAUGUGGGAGGUGCGCUACAUCGAGCACAACGCCCGCACUUUCAACGAGCCCCAGAGCCCCAUCGUGGCGGCAGCCAAGGUGGUGACCGACGUGCUCCUCCGCUACAUUGGGUAAGGCGCCCCUGAGAUCAUGUUAAUAAUAAUAAUAAUAAUAAUAUGCCAUUUAGCAGAUGUUAAAAUGAAUGGUGUAGAUUUCCCCAAUGUGAAAUGGUGACUCGUAAAGAACUUGGUUUUGACUGUAAAUUUGACGAGUUGUGUGGUUUUGUCAGGGACCAGAGCUGCACAGACAUCUUGGAUCUGUACCACAAGGUGAAGACUGAGAUGAGCAGUGGAGAGGAUGAGGUGAGACAUGGAGAAAUACAUGUAUUUAAAUUGUCUUGGUGGUCUAUUAAACUGUACUAAGAGUUUGUGUCUCUGUGUUGGUGUGUAGACUGCUGAGGUGGACGUGGACUCUGACACUCCUGGGACAUCCACAGGACAACGGGUAAGGGAGUGUUUAGUAUCAAACAUGGAAUAUGCGUUGUUGUUGUUAUGACUGUGAUUCCUGUUCCCCAUUGUCUCUUUCUACCUCCUGUUUUUUUAUUUUUUUACCUAACUGGAAACCUUCCCUCUCUCCCACUUUCAGCGGGCCAAUCCCAGUCCUAAGAAGCGUGGGGUUGUGUUAGAUGUGCGUGCGUGGCGGGGCCAGUGUCGGGAGCUGCUGCGGCGUAUGAUGGACGGCCCUGACUCUGAGCCCUUCAGACAGCCUGUGGACCUCUUCACCUACCCAGUAAGGCUUGUUAUCAUUAUCACUACCACUCACAGAGAGAGAUGAUAACAUCCCCCUACAGGAUAAGUGCCUUAGGAUCUGAGUGCUUUACAAUCUGACAUGUUCCCCCACAGUGACAUGUUAAAGGUUAUGGCCCAUUUAGUCCCGUAACAAGAGAACCUGCUCCUGGACUAAAAAGCAAUGCCGAUUCUUUGAAAAUAUUUUAGGAUUAGGCUUAAUCUGUGUCUGGGAAAUCAGCCUAUUAUGUGUCAUUUCAAUCAGAGAAGCUGAUAGUCUUAUUAGUCUGACUGUAGUGGUUCAGAAUUAUUACAAACUAUCUGUCCUCAAUUCUCAGUUAAGGGGUUUCUGACGUCCUAAACACAGCACUCUCUCCCUCCUCUCCCAGGACUAUCGAGACAUCAUAGACACUCCCAUGGACCUGGGUACUGUUACAGAGGCGCUGGUCGUCGGAAACUACGAGAACCCCAUGGAGUUUGCCAAAGAUGUCCGCCUCAUAUUCAGCAACUCCAAAGCAUACACACCCAACAAGAAGUCACAGGUUAGUGUACCCAUUCUGACAAGAUUUUCAACUAUCAAGUUUUUGGGUUGAGCACUCUCCACUUCUUUCCAAGAUUCAAGGGGGGGAAAGAAAUGCGGUGGGUCUUAUCUCAACGGUUUAUAACCCCUGACCCUUGUGUUCUGUGAGAGAAUGGUCUUUUGAUCUUCAUUGUUUCAUCUCCAGAUCUACACCAUGACCCUGAGCCUAUCAGCCUUCUUUGAAAGACAAAUCAUCUCCAUCAUCUCCGACUACAAGUCUGCAGUCCAGAACCAGCGGAGGAGGAGUCGCCAGAGUGUCAGCUACCGGAAGAGGCUGAACAGUGGAGGCAGCUCCCCUCCCACCAGCCGACCCUCCAGGUACUGGCCUGGCUGGAACCCCUCUCUACAACUCUAACUUUAACCCUUACCACUGUAAUAAACCCACCUGUUAUGUACCACUCCUUGUAGGAUCUAUUUAGAUUCCACCUCAAACAAUCUGUCUUGGUGUCUUAUCUCUAGUCCUAAAGGGAAGCACAAGUCAGGGAAGAAAGCAACACCCAAAAAAUCCCAGACCUCAUCCAAGAGCCGAUCUCGCAGGCCAUCUCAAGGUAACAGUCUUGUCGUGUAUGUUUGUGUCUGUGUGGCUGUAUGUGUUAGAGGUGUGAAAUGCUUGAUGCGAUGGGAGGUAGGGUGGUAACGUGAGGUGCUGCUGUUGCAGCGUCGGAGUCAAGCAGCGUGGUGGUGGAUGAGGACAGCCAGCCCUCGUCCUCCUCCAGCUCCGGGACAGGCAGCCACAGUGGGGACCCAGGGGCCGACCGUGUCACCCGCAGCCGGACCACACCCGUCAAGAACUCUGGUAUUACUACACAGGGUAACCAACACCAACAGGCAGUGGCUAAAUAGUCCUUCAUAGAGGUGUUUCACCAAGCUAUCUAGACAAAUGUAUGAUUUUCCCAACUACUUGAAUGUUUGAAGUCAGCCUGGUUAAAUCGCAGCAGUUAAUGGCAUCAUUUAUAUGUUUUUCAAUGCUGCCAAAAUCACACAAUCAGAAAGGGUUAUCAUGGGGGCCUCCUGAGUGGUGCAGUGGUCUAAGGCACCUCAUCGCUAGCUGUGCCACUAGAGAUCCUGGUUAGAUUCCAGGCUCUGUCACAGCCGGCUCCGUCCGGGAGACCCAUGGGGUGGCGCACAAUUGGCCCAGCUUCGUCCAGGUUAGGGGAGGGUUUGGCCGGCAGGAGUAUUCUUGUCCCAUCGCGCACUAGCGACUCCUGUGGCGGGCCGGACGCAGUGCACGCUGACAGUGUUUCCUCCGACACAUUGGUACGGCUGGCUUCCGGGUUAAGCGGGCAUUGUGUCAAGAAGCAGUGCGGCUCGGCUGGGUUGUGUUUCGGAGGACGCACGGCUCUCGACCUUCGGCUCCUGAGUCCGUACGGGAGUUGCAGCGAUGGGACAAAACUGUAACUAUCAAUUGGAUACCACGAAAUCGGGGAGGAAAAAGGGCUAAAAAAAAGUACAAUAAAAAAAUAGAAAGGCUUACCAUGUAAGCCUACUUGGUAGCUGUUGCUGUGCUAUGUUUAACAGGGAGACUGUGUGUGUGUCUCUCCAGAGCGUAACAGACCUCUCACCAACGGUGCCAGACAGAGCCACCGGCGACGAGUGCUGCAGGAGGGGGAGGAGUCUGGAGGAUCCAACAGCUCCUCCUCUUCAUCAUCGUCUUCCUCAUCAUCGUCCUCCUCCUCAUCAGACAGUGAGUCGGACAGUGAGUCGGAGGUUGGGAAGUUUGUGGAGGGGGGAGAUCACGACUACAGCAAAGCUCCCCGCUUAAAGACCCGCCACAAAGCCAAGGGCAAGAUGGCCGUUUCUGGGAAGAGGAGGCGGAAAGAAGAAGAGGAAGAGGAGGAGGAGGCUCCAGAGAAAGCCAAGAGAGCACGAGUCCAGGCAGAGGAUGAGGAAGAGGAGGAUGAAGAAGAUGAACAAGAUGAAGAGGAGGAGGAGGAAGAAGAGGAGGAGCCACAGCCGCAACAGCAGCGAGAGGAGGGAGGGGAGGAGGAUGAUGACGAGGAGGAGCCUGAGGAGGAAGAGGAGCCUGAGGAAAAGGAGGAAUCGGAGGAGGACGACUCUGAGCAGGGUGAGGGUGGGGCGGAGGGCGGUCAGAAAAGCAGCAGCCGCAGUAAAUCUGGUCAGGUGAACACCCGGAACCAGGGCCGCAGGACAGUGUUGUACAACGACGAGUCAGACGAAGAGUCGGGGACCACAGAGGACCCCCUCAACCUAGGCAUGUCCCGCUCAGGACGGGUACGCCGCAUGACCGAAAAGGCCCGGGUCAGCCACCUCAUGGGCUGGAACCACUGA